ACAUUUUUUUUUUUGGAAAAUAUGAAUUUUAUUGCCAAAAUAAGAAAGUUACAACUUACAAGAAGCUAAGCUGUAACAACACCAAACACCACAGACCAAAAAGGCCAAACCAACACCAACAGUCCAAGAAUCUACCCAAACCACCUUCUAGGAAGGGUGCUUGAGAGAAACAAGGACACCUACUGGACUCAAGCUCACAUCCACCUUCUAGGAAGGGUUUUGAGAGCUAGGACCAGACAAGAACACCUAAGACAAAACCAACACAAAAAAUAGACAAAAAGAGCAGCUGAAAACACCAAAACUAGCUAAAACCAGCAAACAAAGAAACAAGAGCAGCUAAAAAACAAGAGAAAAACACCAAACUACCAGCUGCCAAAACAAAAAGGCAACACCAGCACUCAAGCUGCAACAAACUUGUUGUCAAACUUGUUGUCAAACUUGCUGACCAGAAACAGCAGCAAACCAGAACCAGCAAACCAGAAACAGCAACAGCAAACCAGAACAGCAGCAGCAGCACCUGAAUCAGCAAAUGCAAAAACAGCAACAGUCUGCCGGAACAGCAACUGCAGAAACAACAACAAUGCAGCCAAUGCCAAAGCACCUGAAAAUCAGCUGCCACCCAGAAAUCAAGCUGCAGCAAGCAGAAACAGCUGCUACAGACUUCAGAAAUCAGAACAACAACAACCAUCUGGAACUAGAACACAUCAGCAAAACCUGUUAGAACAGCAACUAGAACCAGCUCCUUGUCAACCCAACUGAGCAAAAAAAAAAAACUACACAAUCAAGUGCUUGCUUCCAGCUGGGAUUCUACAACCAACUUUUACAUUUACUCAAUGAUUAGGUGUUAUUUUUAGUAAUAGAAGGAAUAUUUUGAAACAUUUUAAAACACCCUAAAUAGUAUGUUGUGUGUAAUCAUGAGACGGAAGGAGUAAAACGGAAAAAACAUAUGUUAUGCUUUGGGCCCCCUUUGGAGCUUUUUCACUUUUACAGUUUAUUACUGCUGCACCCCUUCCUCACUCUCUCCCCUCCAUUUUAGCGUACUUGGAGAAAUACUCCAUUGAAGCGCCUUCUGAAUUUUCUCUCCUGCAUUAAAUCAGCGUCUCAGAGGCUUUUGUUCACAAAACCCUUUAAUGUCAAGACGAAACUAUGAAAAUGUACCUUGUCCCCCUGAGCCGAAGGCGGCUGCCUCUCCGGCUUUGGCUCAGGGACCAGCUUUUGACGAAACACAACCAAUGGUUUUUGAUGAUGAAACACAAAUUAUGGAACUUUCUGGUGAAACUGAUGUAAUAGAUGAUGAUGGGGGUGAUUUUGGUGAUCAAAUGGACACCCAGUUGUUAGAAGUGUCGGAUGAUAACGAAGGUAGCGAGUGCACUAGUGGUAGGAAAUGUAUUGAAAAAGCUGAAACUUCGGCAGUGGGUUCAAUUGACGUUGAGUUGCAGGACAGAAGUGGCAACCAAACAGCUGGCUUUGUGGAAAAGGAAACUUCUAAUUGUCGGCGAGAGGAUGGAGGAGAUAGAUCAGAAUCAAUAUUAUCAGGUUCUGCAAAAAGAGGAUCUGCUUCUGUUUGUAUAACAACUUUACGGGCUGCUGGACUUGCAACACGUCAGAAGAAUGUUGACAAUGGAUCUGCUGAGAUUCAUUGCUUUGAUGAUCGUGGCAUUAGUUCUAAUGUUGAGAGAGCUAGUGGAGAAAAAGAUAUGGAAAUUAGUGAAGAGGAAGGAUCAAGGGGUGGAGAGAAAAGCAGUGUUGUCAGAUCAUUGGCGCGUAAACUGUUUGGGGAAGAGGAUGUAACUGAUCCAGAAUCUGAUCAUAAUAUCGGUGAUAGUGGUAGUGGUAGAGAGGAUGAUGUCUGUAAUAAUGACGUGGCAGGACUGAAUUAUGUAGAUUCUCAAGAGCCUGGAGAACUAUCACAAGCUAAUGCACUUGAAUUUGUUGACAGAUUCCUGAAAGUUAAUGUGUUUGAGUCAGAUGAAUCUAUAAUACGUAAAAAUGCUGUGGCUGAAAAAAAAAGUCCUGGAGCCAUUGCAAAAGGAGCACAGAGCGUUGCUCAACAAGCUAGACGUAAAAGUAUACUUGCUGAAGCUUCAAUAUAUGAAUGGGAUGACAACCUUGAGGAGGAAGGAGGUGGCGAGUUCUUCAUUAAGAAGAAAGAUAUGCUUUAUGGGACCCCUAAGUCUUGCCCAAAACCUCAGAGUUCCCGGCAUCGUGAAACCAGAGAAAAUAAAUCUCUUGGAAAGUUACGAAAUGAGAAAAAGAAGCAAAAUCUACAUAAUUCCGUGACAGGCCUUUUAAAUUCUGAUUUAAAAACAGUAAAUGGUAGAGAGAAUGGUAAAGGCAGGGAGAUACAUACAGAAAAGAAAGUAUAUAAUUGCUCUGGUCAGGAAUUAGGUUUGGGUUCUUGCAGUAAAGAUGAAUCAGCAGGAGUGCAAGAGGCAUCAGCAGUAGUGCAUGAUCCUCAAUCAGCGGAUAUAAAUAAUGUGGGAGUUGACACUCAGAUGGCCGCUGAAGCUAUGGAGGCACUGGCUGCGGUAACUGAACUUGUGAAUUGUAAUAAUAUUGCUGAUCUAGGUUGUCAUAGUAAGGAAGGGCAAACUCAAAAAGAAGUUAUGAAAAAUGAUCCUUCCAAGCAAUGUUCACUUCAGAAAAGAGCGUGGUUCUCUACAUCAGGAGUUGUUACUAGAUCCAGAAGUAAAAGGACGAUCAUGACAUGUGGACGAUCUACCAUGGGAAAGUUUGAUGUUGACCUAGUUAACUCUAUGGUGAAACAGAACAGGUCCAGUAUGAAAUUUUUUUCGACAGUAGAUAGGGAAUCAUGUGAUGGAGGUGCAGUGAGUGUUGGUGGCAAGCAACCAAAGAGUAACUUUGAAGGACAACUAAUUAAUAAUCCACCUCAACCAUUAAAAAGGCGGAGUUUACGAGGGAGAGCUAGUACAUUUACGCCAGUUGUUCAACAGGCUGCUCAGAGUUUAAUGCAUCAUCAUAAAAAGAGGAAAACAACAAAUAAUAUGGUCUCUGAAAAUAUGGAUGAUGCACUUGGUGAUUCUGGAGAAAGGCACUGCCUGGAUUUAGUUUAUGAAAAAAAGCGAAAGACAAGAAGUAACACAGUGUCUGAAAUUUUGAACAAUAGAAACGACAGUGCUUCGGCUAACAGCAAUAAGGUUGAUGGGUUGAAUUGUAGAACAGGACACAUUCAGCGUGCCUCUAACGAGGACCAACAAUGCGGGGACAAAAGGUACACAUUUAGUGCUGAUAGGGGCCCGGAAUUCACAUUGGGGUCUAUUGCUCGACAGACAAGAUCAAGGUCAAGGUCAAGCACUACUCAGCGUGCAGGAAGUACACUAGAUGAGAUAGGUCUCUUUUCUAGUGGAAUGCUAUCAUCGUUAAAUACUCACCAAUUUUCUUCCAAGAACCAAGAUGCAUCAUCCCCUCUUGCCAAAGGAACCUUAACCUCUGCCACAAUAGAUGGAUCACCUGGAAACAUGCCUAAAUCAUCUAUCCCAACAUAUAGAACUCCUGUUAACUUAAAAACUCCUAGAACUUCAGUUUCACCCAUUUGCAUGGGUGAUGGGUAUCAUACACCAUCUUUUAAAAAUAGUUUAUCACUCAAGAAAGAAGUCAGUGGUUUGAUUGCCAGCGAGCAGAGAACCAGCUCUCCCUUCAAAGGUUUGAGGCAGAGAAGAGAUAUGCAUAAUGUUCGUGUUUUGUUCAGCCAACACUUGGAUGACAAUAUCAUUAAGCAGCAGAAGAAGAUUUUGUCUCGUUUCGGUGUUUCAGUGGGUUCUUUGAUUUCAGAAGCCACACACUUCGUUGCUGAUAGGUUUGUACGCACAAGAAACAUGUUAGAAGCUAUUGCUUAUGCAAAACCUGUUGUGACACCCUUGUGGCUUGAGAGCUGUGGACAAGCUAACUGUUUCAUUGAUGAGAAAAAUUAUAUUCUUCGUGACGCUAAGAAGGAGAAAGAGCUAGGUUUCAACUUGCCAAGGUCAUUGGCGCAUGCAAGUCGCUAUCCUCUUUUGGAGGGUAAAAGAGUUCUGAUCACUCCUAAUGCAAAGCCUGGGAAAGAAGUAAUUUCAAGCUUGGUGAAGGCAGUUCAUGGUCAGGCUAUAGAAAGGAUGGGCAGAUUCAUAUCAAAUAAUGAUGACCUGUUGGUCCUAUCCUGUGAUGAAGAUUUUGAAGACUGUGUGCCAUUGUUGGAGAAAGGACUUGCUGUUUAUAGUUCAGAGCUUCUACUCAAUGGAGUAAUUACUCAGCGACUUGAAUAUGAAAGAUAUCGUCUCUUUGUGGCUAAUGUAAAAAAAACUCGCUCAACGUUAUGGCUAAAGAAGGGUGGAGAACAGUUUCUUCCUGUUACCAGAACUUAGUAUACCCUUGAGUAACUUUGUAUAUUCUUGUACGAGUUGUACCCUUUUCAUGUUUGUGCAGCCUGCUAAUGUAAAUAGUUGCAUUCGCUUUAUUUGUUCUAUUGAAGUGCGCUUUUGUAUUUCUUCUCCGUCUUAGCUUCAAUCUAUUUGUUGAUUCUUUGUUCUUGGCUCCCAAUUAGCAAACCUGUGAAGUCUACUUUGUGUUUCAUCCCCAUCUUAGGUUUAAUAUAUCUGUUAAUUCUAUUGUUCUUGGCUCACAAUUUACAAUUUCAGAGAAGGUAGUUUUUAAUUUCAAUGGCGAUGGUGAUGAUAUUGUAUACGUUUGUGAAUCUUCAUUUAUGAACACUUCAUUUCACUAUAUUAGUUA
This is a messenger RNA of Chenopodium quinoa (quinoa), 4728 nucleotides long. RefSeq lists its product as uncharacterized. The record is from RefSeq and is a predicted model, not a curated record. NCBI's taxonomy places the organism in Eukaryota, Viridiplantae, Streptophyta, Magnoliopsida, Caryophyllales, Amaranthaceae. The coding region runs from base 1131 to 4361 and encodes 1076 amino acids. The transcript has 8 exons.